Tachysurus fulvidraco (yellow catfish) is the source of this 12279-nucleotide messenger RNA. It is a transcript of the gene wnk1b, whose product is annotated as WNK lysine deficient protein kinase 1b. Gene Ontology annotation, cellular component: cytoplasm; cytosol. NCBI's taxonomy places the organism in Eukaryota, Metazoa, Chordata, Actinopteri, Siluriformes, Bagridae. The record is from RefSeq and is a predicted model, not a curated record. Bases 1163 to 8242 code for a protein of 2359 amino acids. The transcript is spliced from 31 exons. Gene Ontology annotation, molecular function: ATP binding; potassium channel inhibitor activity; protein serine/threonine kinase activity. Gene Ontology annotation, biological process: positive regulation of sodium ion transmembrane transporter activity; negative regulation of sodium ion transport; positive regulation of potassium ion import across plasma membrane.
UAUAUUUGGUUUUGUUUUGGUAACGUUAGCAUUGAGUUAGCAAAGAGAAUUAGCAUCUCUGUGUACUAUGUUAAAAGGCGCCCUCUAUCGGUCGUGAAGGGCAAAGCAAUUAGGAACAGUUAUUGGUGGGCGGGUCGAGUUCUGCUCAGCUCUAACGUGACAGACUGAAGAAGCAGAAGGAGUGUGAACGGAGAGAGAAGCGGCUGAACGUACGCUACACACCGCUCGUGUGAUAUACGGUAUAUUUUAUUAUUACUUCUACAUGGAGACGCGCGCGAGGCGAUACGUUACGUUACGUUACGUUACCUAGCGCGUGCAAGCACGCACGCACGCAGACGGACUGUGAGUGAGGGGUGUUUUUUUUUUAUUCCCCAGUUUUCCUCUCUGACUCUAAAUCUACUUUGUUCCGCUUUGCACAUCAUCCCGACUGGAUUUGGACUCGACGCAGACGGAUUUCUUUGUGGUGACCCUGAGGAGUGUGAAGCUGUAGCUCGGAUACCAUCUGGGUUUAGUGUUAAAUAUAAUAACAAACCCUUCACACACACACACACACACACACACUUGUGUUGCUCAGCCUGAAGAUCUCCACAAGUCACCAUGUUGUGAUCAUGUUAUUGAUGACUAACACAGGGGUUUACAGCCUUCUUUACCUUUCAUUCGGUUACUGAACUCAACCAGCUGCUGUGUGUCUGCCUGAGGAGAAGCAUGGCUAUGAUACAGGAGUGACUCCGGACCUGAGUUUGGCUGUACGUACAGUGGAACAAUAAAAAAAAAAAAACCCAAGCUAAAGGACAGCAGGCUCUUGGCCCUUCCUCCCUGUGGUUCCUCAUGCUCAGUGUGGACUCUCGCCGCUUCGCUGCAGGAUGGAUGGUGUGGAUCUGACGCUUCUCGUCUGUUGCCAUACGCGCUUGCUGAUCUGUGACUGCAUCCUGUUCUUUUACGUUUAUAAAAGAACUCCUCCUCUUUUGGGCUUAGGCCCUGCUGAGUGUAUCGAUAACUGUUUAUAAGUCACCCACAAAAUAAUAUCCAAAAAGGAUCUUGCACAAACUUUUAUUUUGCCAACUUUUUUUUUCUCCAGAAGUUUACAUUUGGGAUUUAUUCCGGAUUGUAAUUUAUUUAUUCUUUUAAGUGUUUUUUUUUCUCAACCCUUCCUGGAGUGAAGAUGUCCCAAAACCCUAACAAUGGCAUGGAGUUUCUGGCUCCUCCACCUAAAAAUGUGAAUGGCUCCGGCUCUGACUCGAUGCUGGGUGAGAAACUCGGCGUUGAGGUCCGGCACCGCCGCCACACCAUGGACAAAGAUCUCAAGACGGCAGAGCACCGAUUUUUCCGUCGCAGCGUCAUUUGUGACUCCAACGUCACCGCGCUUGACCUCCCGAGCAAAGCCUGCAUCCCGACGACUCUCCCAGACUGCGAGGUGUCCGUCUGCUCUUUGGGUGUGAUUUCAGUUCCAGAUCGUGCUCCAGAGGUCUGUAAAGCUGUUGUAGUAGAGGAGCACGUGGAAGAUGUGGUUGAACGGCGUCCACUCGACGGCGGUGAUGCGACUGUCAAGCAGAUCCCAUGCACGCAAGAAAGUGCUACUUGGAUCCAGAGCAAGAGUCCUGGGAUUGCAGCCAAGCAGCUUGAAGCGGCAGUCGGGAAGCGGGAAGGCGAAGGCGAAGUGAAAUGUGAGGAGGAAAAGGAGGCAGCGAAAGCUCGCGUGGAAGCAGAGCAAAGAGAAGCGGAGAAAAAGGUACGGGAGGACGAGGAGGUGGAAACUAAAGCUGUCGGGACGUCACCGGACGGCCGCUUCCUGAAAUUUGACAUCGAGAUCGGACGAGGCUCCUUCAAAACCGUCUACAAGGGCUUGGAUACAGAGACGACCGUGGAAGUAGCGUGGUGCGAGCUUCAGGACCGUAAGCUGUCCAAGUCUGAGCGCCAGCGCUUUAAAGAAGAGGCCGGCAUGCUGAAGGGUCUGCAGCACCCCAACAUCGUGCGCUUCUACGAUUCAUGGGAGUCUCCUUCCAAAGGCCGCAAGUGCAUCGUGUUGGUGACGGAACUAAUGACGUCAGGCACGCUGAAAACGUACUUGAAGCGCUUUAAGGUGAUGAAGAUCAAGGUCCUGAGGAGCUGGUGCCGUCAGAUACUCAAGGGCCUUCAUUUCCUCCACACCAGGACGCCUCCUAUCAUCCAUCGGGACCUGAAGUGUGACAACAUCUUCAUCACGGGUCCUACAGGCUCUGUAAAGAUCGGCGACUUGGGCCUGGCUACUCUGAAGCGCUCUUCUUUUGCUAAGAGCGUCAUAGGUACCCCUGAGUUCAUGGCACCUGAGAUGUAUGAGGAGAAGUAUGACGAAUCGGUGGACGUGUACGCCUUCGGGAUGUGCAUGUUGGAGAUGGCUACCUCUGAGUACCCGUACUCCGAGUGUCAGAACCCGGCGCAAAUCUACCGCAGGGUCACCAGUGGUGUGAAACCCAGCAGCUUUGAUAAGGUGGCCAUACCUGAGGUGAAGGAGAUCAUCGAAGGCUGCAUUCGACAGAACAAAGACGAAAGAUAUGCUAUAAAAGUCCUGUUGAACCAUGCCUUCUUCCAAGAGGAGACAGGAGUGCGAGUGGAGCUGGCUGAGGAAGACGAUGGAGAAAUGAUCGCCAUCAAGCUCUGGCUGCGUAUCGAAGACGCCAAAAAGCUGAAAGGCAAAUAUAAAGACAACGAAGCUAUCGAGUUCUCUUUUGACCUCCAUAAAGAUGUGCCUGAAGAUGUGGCCCAAGAAAUGGUGGAGUCUGGAUACGUGUGCGAGGCUGACCACAAGACCAUGGCCAAGGCCAUCAAAGACCGCGUGUCGCUGAUCUGCCGUAAACGAGAACAGAGAAAGUUAGUGCGAGAGGAGCAGGAGAAGCGCAAACAGGAAAGUGAUCAACAACAACAACAACAACAGCUGAGCGAGUCUCAGAAGGUCUUGCAGUUCGGACCUCCAGGAACACCAGGAGCCACUCAGACUCCGUGCAGCCUCCAGCCACCCACUCCAGGUCCAGGACAGCUGGAACCAGAGGAGUGUGACAUGGACCAACACCAACAGCUGCAGUACCAACAAGGAGCCACCACGGUGGACAGCGGACAUGGUUCGUCCGUCUUCUCCGAGACGCCGCCGAGUCAGCUCACCAUGUCGUAUAGUUCUCCUGCAGCAUCUCAUCAGAUCCCCCAGCAGCAGCAGCCUGUACAGCCCUCCUACCCCACUGCCUCCCAAACUACCCAGCAGCACUCUGCAUUCCCCCCACAGCCUAUGCCGCAGUCUCUGGCUCAGCCGUAUGGAGGUGGAGGGGGCUCGGGUUUGUGUGAACCGCCUCUCUCCUUCCCCUCCAUCCCCGAGCGGCCCAUCUCCUUCUCUCCGCCGCCAUCCUGCCCACCCAAAGGCUUCAACGUUCAGCGCCGGAAGAGCACCUCCAUCUUAGAGGCCCAUACACGGCACUUUCAGCCAGCCUACCGCAGCUACGGGAGCAGCCUCCACCCGUUCUCUAGCAUCGAAGCUCAUGAGCCGUCACACUUCCUGCCAGCGAACAUAGCAGCUCAUAGACUGGCAGAGCACAUGCAGGCUUCGGCAGAGUCCUUACAGGAAUACAAGGACAUCCGGAUGGAGCAGGAGGAGGCAGUUCGUAGACUGAGCCUCAACCAGGCCGCCCUGCUGGACCACUUGGAGGCCAUGGCGUACAGUGGAUACCCAAUAACAGCACAUCAGCUCAACCAGCUCAACUUCCACCAGCAAAUGCAGGCUGCUGCGAGUCUGGCGUACGAGAGCCCUCAGCCUAGCCCAGGCUACCUACACUCACACAUCCCGAGCCUCAUGCGCCUGAACCACAGUCCCAUCCCUCAGCCAGCACCGGUUAGUGUAUCCCAAGAAUCCUGCUACCAGACUCAUCCACCAUUUCCUCAUUCUGCUCCACCAGUGUUGGCUCCUGAUCCCAGCACUGCCUUCGAGUUCCACAUGCACAACAUCCAAGCAGAGCAGGGAGCUCUGGCAGCAAGACUGUACCGAGCCCGGCGUGGCUCUAUGGAGCUGAGUCUGGAGGAGGCUUCGGGAAACACGGGGCCGUGCAGUCGGCUGCAGCCGGUCACAGAGGAGCUGGGGAGCUACACCAGCCCGGAGAUGCCACUGCCUCCAGGAAGCCUGCUGUUGCUCCAAGCUCAAAAAGAGCGCAGCCCGGAUCCUUCCAGCGACUCUGUGACUUCAUCCGAUACCGGAGACUUUCACUCGCCGCCUCUUCCGCAUGGAGGACGCCCGGGUCUGGAUGCCUCGCUCGCUCAGUCCAUCCCCCACAAGACGACACAACUUUACACGUCCGAAAGAGGAAGCGGAAUGUGCGAGGGCCAUCCUCCCACUCACCACUCUUAUCUCUUCAUCCCUCUGUCUGAACCAUCCAGCUCUCAUAUCAGCACUCUACAGAGCUCCUGGACCCGACAAACCACCAUCCAGCCUGAGCUUCCUUACCACGAGCCUGCUCUGAGCCUUCAGGGUUCUGCUUUGCAGGCUCCGCCUCCGCAGUCCAGUACGGCUGUUCCUAUGGUCUCCAGCAGCUCUCAGCAAACACCAUGGUGCGACCCGGUCAAUCCACAGUAUGGAGGUUACUACAUCCCAGCAGUCCCUUCGCAGGUGGUCCCACAGCAGGUUCCUCUGAGCACUGGCUCUCAGCAGGCCACGAUCUCACUGUCCCAGCAGCAACAGCAGCAGCCUCCAGCACAGCCGGCCAGCGCAGGCCAACAGAGCAUCAUCGCCCAAACACACAUCCAGCCUGGGUCUCCUGCUACACAGGCGUUCCUCACUUCUUCUCAGACUACAGAUAAGGCACAGCUUCAGGCUCCAACAAUGCCUUGCGGAGUUGAAAGCAACCACUCUGAUGUGGCGUCCGGCAUGAGCGACGGAAACGAGGGCGCGAGCGGCGGCAGGCACGAGGGUCGUUCGGCCAAACGGCACCAGCGCAGAUCAGUACGAAGCCGCUCUCGCCAUGAAAAGAUCACCAAAGCCAAACUUAACGUGCUCAACAUCUCUAAUAUGGGAGACCGGGUUGCCGAGUGCCAGCUGGAAACACACAACAGGAAAAUGGUGACUUUUAAGUUCGACCUGGACGGAGAUAAUCCUGAGGAAAUCGCCCAGAUCAUGGUUGAGAGCGAGUUUAUCCUGGAGAGUGAGCGAGAGUCCUUCGUCGAUCAGGUGCGGGAGGUUAUUGAAACUGCAGAUGAACGGGGUCUUGAAAGGGAAGGCAACCAGACUGUGAACAGUUCCGAAGCGCCGAUGUCUGUUCCGUACACAACGCUCCAGCCAGGUGCUGGUGUGAGUACCACUACACAUGUGGUAACCUCGGCAGGCCGCAGGUUCAUCGUCAGUCCCGUUCCUGAGUCCAGACUCAAGGAGCAAUUCUUUAGCGCGGUUCAACCCCCUGCUCCUAUAUUCGAGCAGUCUGCAGCACCGGGACUGCCUGCGAUGGGUCUGUCUCAGUCCGCUUCAACGCUUUCUCUGCAGCAGGCGUUUGCUGAGAUCCGUCAGGGCCAGUACGACCCUGGGCCGAGCACAGCGCCCCCGACCCUCAACACCUCCCUUCCUCCGUUGUUACCUGCAAUUAGCGCUUUGCCUCCCCCCUCUACUACCAUGCUGUCAUCUCCACCACAGUCCUCUGAGCUAGCUGGGCCUCCUCUGACAGUCUCCUCUUUGUCCUCCUCACCGCCAUCCUCACUCACACCUGCAGUGGUCUCCUUACCCCCUCAGAUCACCCUGCCUGUCAGUCACCCUGUUGUGACCGCUAUGGCGGCUCAGCCUUUCUCAGCUCCGCAUUCCUCAUCCCCUUCUGCACUUAUUCUCCAACCAACAGUCCCAGUACACGCUACUAUCAGCACAGCACUCCCAGGUGGUGUAGCUCCACACUGCCAACACGCUUCCAUUGUAAACAAUGUCAACUCUCUUCCUGUUGGAAUCACAGAACAACCUAUUGUCAGUUCCAGCAUAGCCCAAAUCACCCCUCCUGUUGCCCCCAUCACAGCUAUUCAAACACCUCAGCCCACCCCUGGUGUCGUUGCGCCGAUCUCGGUCACCUCUUUGCCACAGAUGCCAGUCACCAGCAGUGCCCCUGUGGUGCAGCCCACCCCGGUUCACAGCCAAGCGCAGCCUUCUACGCUGCCCAAUCAGGGCCAUUCUCAGUGCGCCGAAUGUGAGAGCGACCUUCAAAGCAAAACCCCAGGCAUCGAUGACAUCCAUGCUCUAGACAAGAAGCUGCGCUCGCUCUUCAUGGACAUGAGUGCUGGUCCGCCUUCAGCCCCAACUGACAGCGGUGUCACAGAGCCGUCUGCCCCCGGGACAUCCUCCCCUACCACUUCUAGCACUACCCCUCUUCCUCCAACUAGCUUACCUCUGAGCUCUCCUAUGACCACCCCUGUCACAAGCGCCACCCCUGGCGGCAAAACGCCAUUGUCCCGAUUGCCGGUGUUGCCUGUCGGCUCCGAGCAGGCCGGCACGCCACCCACAGAACACCCGCCUCUCUUCCCGGGACCUUGUCUAACUCAGUCCCAGCAGCCACUGGAGGAUCUGGAUGCCCAGCUGAGACGAGCUCUGAGCCCCGAGACCGUGUCGGUUAGCAACGUCACCAGUCAGUUCUCUCAAACCGGGGUGACUUCAGGAGGGCAGCCAGUUCCGUUUUCUCUUGAAGGGGACCUGGGGGCUGUUCCCAUACCCGGAGGUUUCAAACUGGGCCGAUUUCAGGUGGUAGAAGCCGAUGACUCUUCCCUGCUGCCUCCUACCUCCUCUAGUGACUCAACUUCCUCUACUACAUCUUCAUCCACCUCUUCCUCAUCCUCUAAUCUCUCCAGUCCUGAGAACACUCUGCACAGGGCCUGUCAUCCUCUGCGUGAGGUAGGAGGUGAUGUGGUGGACGGUUUGCCCCCUGCGUCACCCGGCCAGCCCACUACGAUCGGCCGCUUCCAGGUGACCACCAACAGCGAGACCACAGUAGGACGUUUCUCUGUGAGUCGCGCCGCUGUCGAGCCCGUAACUCCCACACAUGGUGAUGUAGAGACUCAAGAACCACCACAACAGAGUUCUCAAGUUCUGGGAAACGGCCCUGCACUCAGCCCUGAGGGCAAGAGCCAGAUGAGCAUGAACAACUCCUUUAACUCCUACUUAAGCAGUGAUAAUGACUCCGAGUUUGAAGACGAGGACUUCAAGCGGGAAAUCAGCAAGCUACGUGAGAAGCACAUGAUGGAGAGUCAGGCUCUGUACGCUCGACAGAAAGAGGAAAUCGAUGCCCUUUUCGGCCGAGUUGGCAAAGUCCCACCCGCCAUCAUAAACCCCCCUGCAGGGAACAUGGCUGGCCGCAGGCGCCGACCCACCAAGAGCAAAAGCAGCAAGUCAAGCCGCACUAGUUCUCAGGGCAGUAAGAGCCCGGUUCAGCCUGGGAGCACCACUCUAUCUACACAGAGUGCUCCCUCAGUGUACCCGACCCAUCAGGCCUUCCCCGUCCCCAGUGACUUAGGGGAAACAGGCAGCAAUCCCCUGCUUCAAGCUUUCAAGCCCUCACCCUCCAGCGAGAACCUAUACUCCGCCUACACCAGUGAGGCCACACUGUCCGCCCCCAGCCUCUGUCUGCCCACGCAUGGCUGUGUAAAGUUCAGCUGUGGGUCGGAGAGAUUGACCUUCAAACCAGGUGGCAGAAGGACCCGUUUUCUGAGGAAGAUGGUGAAAAAAGUCUGCCCCUGCAACCAACUCUGUAGGACGAACAGCACAAACACGGUGGGAGGCCCGGGGCAGAUGCAGAACCAAUCGCAGCCUCCUUCAACUGCGUCCCAGAGCCGCAAGGGCACCUUCACCGACGACCUGCACAAGCUGGUGGACAACUGGGCCAGAGAUGCGAUGAACCUGUCACAGGGCAAAAGGGGCUCGAAACCCCAGCAUCAGACCCCGUCUCAGGGCCACAGCUAUGAGAUGAUUCCUUCUGGAAAUAUGGCCCGGAAGUUCUCCGCUCCGAGUCAGUUGUGUCCCAACAUGGCUUCAUCCAUGGCCAACCCUCCUGCUACCUCUUUAGGGUCACGUAAAGGCUCGUUGUGCCCCGUGCCUCAGUACGGCUACCCCUCUGCACCUUAUAACGGCCCAUGGGCCGGCGUCUCGGCUGCACACACUCAGGCCCUGGGCCAAUUUCCCUCAGCCCCGGGCACCAUGCAGGCUUUCCACAUCAACACCAUGCAGAAAUCAGUCAGCAACCCAGGAGGACCUAAUUUAAGGACCACAUAAGGUUGGGUCUAGCCUGUGCUAGGCCACGAUAGAGAGAGAGAUAGAGAAGGGCUGAGACACAUGAACUGGCGGUGAGGUUGCUGUGAACUUGGGCACGUGUGUUACACCUUCAGAAAAUGGGGCAGAGUUAAGCCAGGUUUUGUACACACACACACACACAUACACAAACACGGACGAAUUUUGUGGACGAAUCACUCCUGCACUCUGGUUUACAUGCCUUGAGAUGAAUGCACACUGACACAAAGGAGAGCUAAAAAUAAAAAAAAUGGGAGCAAUGUUAAAGCAGCCAAAGAGGAUGGUGAACUUUUUUUUUUUUCUUCUUCUUCUUCUUUUCCUUGUUUGAAUAUCUGAUGAACGUGUACAGAGAUGUUGCUCCAGGGUAGCCUGGGAUUAGCUUGCUAAGCUUUCCCUGACUGUUUCACUUUAUUUGACACCCUUUUAGUCAGUUGAGGUCCCUGGAUCCAGUGAGGAAGGUGAUGGAUGUCCCUCAUCUCCAUUACAAACUCUCCACCAUCCUGGUAUCAGCUCGAAUUCUCUGUAAUGCAAUAAUUAUAGAAAUCAAAAGCCCAUUGUUAAAAACACAGGAAGUGGCCUUUAGUAGAGAAAAAGAGUAUUUGUGUACAGCUUCUCUAUAUAUAUAUAUACAUAUAAAUUGGGGUAUCAUUUUAAAGUUGUGUGGAUUUCCACAUGGUCAGAGGCCAUUCAGCCACCCCUGAGAGUUUGGACUACAAAGCUACUAUAGCUUAUAAACUCCCAGCUUGCUUUGUAGUACACUGUCACGCUUACUCUCCACCUCCACCUCCACCUCACUUCUCAGGAGAUUUAAAAAUGUCCCUAAAAGCGAUUUCACUAAGAAUAAAGAUUUAACGACGUAUACACACGUCCCCUUUAUGCCGGGUCAUCGUGCCACCCGACAUAACGGGCAGAUUAACCCAGUUUUACUCUCUUUUAAAGCCAAAACGUAGUCCUGUAUUAUCCAUUUAGUUUCACAAAGCGUGGCCCAAGAGGCUGGCUGUGAGGUGGAGGGAGGUUUAUUUCCCCCGAGUGAUAAAAUGGGGUGUCUGUCUGGCUUGUUCACGCAUACUGCAGACUGGUGAAGCUUUAACUCUAUGAUCUAUUAGCAUCGUAUCAGCUUUUAUAAUCCUGAGCUCAUUAGGGACCUCUUUAUGACAGGUUGCUUUUUUUGAACUGUACGUUUAAAUGAGAAAAGUUGUGUUCUGUACGGACCUGUAUUUAUCCAUCAGUUAUUGAUGUUGAAACACUGUGAUUUAUUAUAAAUGUUGUUGGACAACAUAAGUUUAAAGCAAUGGUAGAAAAAAGGGCGGUGAAGAGGAGGAUCAAUUGCUAUUAGCUGAAAGGUGAUGUAAGGCGAGCUAUUACCUUAUUACAGAACUUAUUGGAGACACUUUAACCCUUUCCUUCGCCCUUUGUACUUCUUUCUUUGUAUUAGAUAAAUGUGAAUGUAAAACAAUUUCAAUUAACGUACUUGAAUAACCCGUCUGUUUUUCCCUCCUCCCCAGUGCCCAGUGAGUGUACUGGAGUUUCUCGUGCCUUGCAUUCUUUCUUUCUUUUUUUUUUCCUUUCUUUCUUUCUUUCCUUUUCUUUUUCUUUCUUUCUUUUUUUUUUGGUUAAUUUUGUGUUUUGUUUUUUGCUUAGAAAUAGUAAUUUUGUGGCAGCGGAGGUGUGUAGGUGCCUAGUCAGGUGCUCGCAUGGUGACAAUUAUGGUGAUUAACAAGCUAUAGGGAAGAGAUUCAGGGUUUGGUGCCAUCUUUUAUGUUGAGCUGGUGACGAAUCGUGUCAGUGAUGAGCCAUUGGCCCGGGCACUAGACUGCUGGACAUCCUGUGUCCUAUUUCCUGCCCUUGAGCCUGCUUGUUAAUGUUCUCAGAUCAGCUGAACCCUUACAAUGACCUUUGUGUCGCAUGUAAACCUGCAACAAUAAGUGUAAGUUUUGUAAGUUAAACAGUUCUCUUUAGGGCAGCAGACAGACGGACAGCUGGCAUCCAGAAGUAACCCUGUGUUUCCACUGGCAGCGAUACCGCAUUAACAUUCAGCCAGUCAGUCAUUUAGAGCGUUGGCGAGAAUUUGAUCCGAUUAAAUGUUAAGAGACUCGAUGACGAGUAAAACUGUUACACAUCAGUGUGUGCUUGCUUUCAGAUAUCCACACUGUGAUGCUACAGAUUUUAAGAGAUGGAUUCCUCCAUGCAGCCGAGGUUUUUAUGAUCUAGCAAGGAUUCUCUGAUUUAAAAAAAAAGGUAUUUCUAGCUCAAAGUGUGUGUGUUCUAGCCUACAGUACGUUCUGUAGUUUCUCCAGGCGCUAUUAAGGAAACCAAGGCGAGUCUUGUGUCGGCUGUGGAUCCGGAGAGAGGGUCCAGACGAGGAAAGUAAGUUAAGAGAAGCCAGUACAGUGAGAGGAUUUUAAGCAUGAGUAAUUAAGGAUACUGGUCCCACUGGUUGGAACUGCUUUUAGUUUUAUGGUUCUGCCUGAAUCUGUGUUUUAAACCAGUGAGACUUGUAUCGUUGUAGACGAAACAGGGAAAAGAAGAGAAGGUUUGUUUCAGAUGUAGGACCAGGAAGGAAAAUGUUGUAGAUGGCACCUCACCAAAACACUGUAGCGUCUGAACAGUCACCGCUUUCCUAAUUACUGCCCCUAAUCUCACAGUUCUCAGUUCAUUGUAGAAAUAACCGCCUCGUGCGGGUUUUUUUUUUUAUUAUGCAGAUCAGUAGCUUGUUUUAAAAAAUAUGAAAUAAAGUCUUUUAGUAGCAAUCGAUCGAUGGCACUCGCAACGUUGAUUUAAAAUAAAAAACAACAACAAAAAGAUAAACAGUAGAACAGGUUUGUGUAGGUUAGACCUUCAGCGUAGAGCCGCGUACCUGUGAAAUUCACACGGAGCAGAAAACGGCAGCUUUAGAAAUCCAUAGAGCGGCAUGAGCAUGUUACAGCUACAGGCACAGAGCAGUGAACCGUGUCAUCGUAACUACUGAUCGUCGAUAGAAACUGCUAGAUUACACGCCAUCGCCUUAAAGCUUAGCUGUCUGCGUCCGGUCUAGAAAACGUCACGUUAAUACGGUCCAUUUAUAGGAAGCUACAAAAUAGACGAGCACCGUUUACUCACCGCGAGUGGCUGUAUUGUACUUUCAGUAUUUAAAAUCAAAAUGUUUUAACAGCUUGGCUUUGUUUUUGCUUGUUUUUUGUUUUGUUUUUCCUACUUACUUUGUACUUUGUCUGUAAAUCUAGAGCGCAGCAGUUAAGUUCUGGUUUUUCAAGCUGCAAGAAAAUACAAUUUUUCCAGAUUUUCCGUUAAUUCCGCCUUCAGAUGAAACCCACAUGUCUAGCGUACAAACAUUACGAGUGCCAUUCCUACGUUUCUCAUGAGUCGGAGUUUGCUCUGAUUUUGAUUCCAUAAACUGAGCACCUUGUUUACUGUUAGAAAAGUGAUGUUUAGUAGCUGCAGUGCAGAAUAUGCAAUAUAUCUAAUAAUGGGAUACACUGGGUAGAGACCAUGUCCCUGGUUUACUCCAGUAGUACGGAGAAUUUACAAAAAAAAAAAUCACAAGUGUUAUUACUCUAAUAUCACUUUUUCCUUUUGGAUCGUAGACACUGCUACUUUUUUUUUUUUUUUUUUAAAUCAUUUCUGUUUACAUCAUCACCCGCUUAGCAACGUGCCAACAUUCAGAUAAUAAUAAUAAUGAUAAUAAUAAUAAACAUGCUCGUCUUUCUCGGAAAAAGAACUCGCAUGCUACUUUGGUCACUAGUGAUAUUUAUCACAACGUCACAACAGUCAUUGGGAACGAGGUUUUUUUGUUUGUUCGGUUUUUCCACUUUCCGUUUAUUUUUUUUUUGUCUCCUGUGGAAAGAAAUGCAUCCAAACAGUGUGUUUACUUAAUGCUACUGACCUGUCAUUAAGUUAUUUUGUUUUGUACUACUAUCUCGAGUUCUUGUUUUAUAAUGUCGUGUGUCUCUGCCAUUUAGUGACUUCGGUUCAGUGAUUUCUUUUUUUUUUUUUUCCUUUCUUUUUCUUUUUUUUUUCUUUUUUUC